AGUCGUCUCCGAGGCUGCGUGUGCCCCAGCCUCGCACGCCUCCCUGCAACGUGGCCGCAUCUGGGGCGCCCUCAUACCCUCAGGGUUUCCCAAACUCUUCCAUUCUCUUCCCAGGCCCAGCCGUGUCCCAGGUCUCCGGGUCCCCGUGUUCUCCUCUCCGCGUGCCGGGAGAGUCUCCAGCUUCUCAGACUCCAGCAACCCCAGCCAAACCUCUUCGCUGCCUGGAGCCUUGGCUCCCGCGACACCGCCCGGCUGCGGGGCGGGGGCAGGGCCAACGGCGGAACCGCCCCCAACCGCCUCCCAGGCCAGGCGAGCAGGCGGGUGGCUGGGGAGCCUCCACCUCCUCUUCCUAAAGCGGCGAGGCGCAGAGGAGCGGCAUCACUCGAGCCCAGGUCCCAGCCACCACCACUCACAGCGCUCGGCGUUCAGGAAGAGGAGCAGCAGCGGAGGCGGCUGCUUCAGCGGCGGGCGGGCGCCAGAAAGGCCCCGAUCGAAAAGCCUGGGAGGGCCGCCGAACUACCCCCGGAGGAGGAGCCAGUCCGAACCCAAGGCGCCACCGCCGCAGAAGCGGAGCGAGGCAGCAUUCGCCUCCAUGGCCCACUCGCCGGUGGCUGUCCAAGUGCCUGGGAUGCAGAAUAACAUAGCUGAUCCAGAAGAACUGUUCACAAAAUUAGAGCGCAUUGGGAAAGGCUCAUUUGGGGAAGUUUUCAAAGGAAUUGAUAACCGUACCCAGCAAGUCGUUGCUAUUAAAAUCAUAGACCUUGAGGAAGCCGAAGAUGAAAUAGAAGACAUUCAGCAAGAAAUAACUGUCUUGAGUCAAUGUGACAGCUCAUAUGUAACAAAAUACUAUGGGUCAUAUUUAAAGGGGUCUAAAUUAUGGAUAAUAAUGGAAUACCUGGGCGGUGGUUCAGCACUGGAUCUUCUUCGAGCUGGUCCAUUUGAUGAGUUCCAGAUUGCUACCAUGCUAAAGGAAAUUUUAAAAGGUCUGGACUAUCUGCAUUCAGAAAAGAAAAUUCACCGAGACAUAAAAGCUGCCAAUGUCUUGCUCUCAGAACAAGGAGAUGUUAAACUUGCUGAUUUUGGAGUUGCUGGUCAGCUGACAGAUACACAGAUUAAAAGAAAUACCUUUGUGGGAACUCCAUUUUGGAUGGCUCCUGAAGUUAUUCAACAGUCAGCUUAUGACUCAAAAGCUGACAUUUGGUCAUUGGGAAUUACUGCUAUUGAACUAGCCAAGGGAGAGCCACCUAACUCUGAUAUGCAUCCAAUGAGAGUUCUGUUUCUUAUUCCCAAAAACAAUCCUCCAACUCUUGUUGGAGACUUUACUAAGUCUUUUAAGGAGUUUAUUGAUGCUUGCCUGAACAAAGAUCCAUCAUUUCGUCCUACAGCAAAAGAACUCCUGAAACACAAAUUCAUUGUAAAAAAUUCAAAGAAGACUUCUUAUCUGACUGAACUGAUAGAUCGUUUUAAGAGAUGGAAGGCAGAAGGACACAGUGAUGAUGAAUCUGAUUCCGAGGGCUCUGAUUCGGAAUCUACCAGCAGGGAAAACAAUACUCAUCCUGAAUGGAGCUUUACCACCGUACGAAAGAAGCCUGAUCCAAAGAAAGUACAGAAUGGGGCAGAGCAAGAUCUUGUGCAAACCCUGAGUUGUUUGUCUAUGAUAAUCACACCUGCAUUUGCUGAACUUAAACAGCAGGACGAGAAUAACGCUAGCAGGAAUCAGGCGAUUGAAGAACUCGAGAAAAGUAUUGCUGUGGCUGAAGCUGCCUGUCCCGGCAUCACAGAUAAAAUGGUGAAGAAACUAAUUGAAAAAUUUCAAAAGUGUUCAGCAGACGAAUCCCCCUAAGAAACUUAUUAUUGGCUUCUGUUUCAUAUGGACCCAGAGAGCCCCACCAAACCUACGUCAAGAUUAACAAUGCUUAACCCAUGAGCUCCAUGUGCCUUUUGGAUCUUUGCAACACUGAAGAUUUGGAAGAAGCUAUUAAACUAUUUUGUGAUGGUGUUUAUCAUUUUAUAUUUUGAAAGGAUUAUUUUGUAAGGAAUAACUUUUAAUACUAUAGUUUCACCUGUAUUCUAGUAAAUGUUGAGACACCGUUUUGCUUUUAAGUAUCCCUAUUUCUUAAGUUACUAGGAUGAAUACCUUUCACAUUUUGAUCUUCAGUUGACUCUACAGUCAUGAAACAUACAGGUCUUUCAAAGUCAUUCUCAAUAUUCAGCUUUUGUAAAUUAUCAAGCUUCAAAAAGCUUUUUUUUUAAAAAAACAUGCAUAUUCUAAAAAUGACUAUUGGUGGGGAGGUGUAAAUAAGUCAUACCUUCUUAAAACAGAAAGUUUAAGUAAAGUCUUUUAAAUGAAACCUGUAAAAGUAUUGACUCUUCUACCAAGUUGGUAUGAUAUUCCAGGCAGCUCAGUGAUUAUCACAUUUGAGACCCUGUGUUUGAAGCAUUUACAGGCAAUGUACAGCAACAGAGGUACCUCUUGGUGUAUAGUAUUUACAUUCUCUUUUAGGUAGAAGAGGCAAUUUUACCCUUAUUUAACAUGGUUAGAAAUUUAAAGCAAGAUCAUUUACCCAAGGAUAGGUGUUUGGUAAUGUUGAAGGAGUUAGUCUGGCUUCAUGUUUUACAUCUUCAACUAAAAUCCCAUACUAUCUGCUUGGAUUUGGAGAGCCAAAAAAUAAAGCUGAUUGUCAUGUGAUUAAAUAUCUGAUCAACAGGUAUGAAUAUAACUUAAAUCAGCAUAUUUUUGCCAUGGUAAUGAAUUGUCCUAUAAACUAUUUAUAUAUUUUUGUCCUUCAUAAUUAUCACGAAUAAGCAUCAGUUUGUUGUUUUUAAAAGGAUAUUUAAGUGAGCAUUUUCUAGUUCAUAUGAAAAUAACCAUAGUACAGGAUGAUUUCUGUCCACACAAAGGUUAAGUUAGAUUGCACAGUUAAUUUUCACUUAUAUUUAUGGUACUAUUAUGUGGGUGAUGCCUUUUUCUUUUAAGCCCAGUACAUAUAUUAUGUCUGCCUAAGUUCUGAACUGGGGCUAUAUUUCAGUAGUUGUAGAAUUAUUGAUAUUUAGUUUUGAUAGCUAGUGUUUGUUUGGAUCUGCACAGUUUGGUUUUUGCACAAAAGUCAUUUAAAAAAAUCUGAGUAAUUGUCAAAUAUUAAAAGAAAGAUAUUCUUCCUGUAAGGAAUACAGUUUUUAGUCAAAGUGGCCAUUACAUCCUCUUUUUAAUUUACAUAAUAUAGAUACUUGAGAAAGUUGUUGUGGUGUUGUAUGCCAAGAAAAUUCUUUUUAUUGGUGCCUAUAUUGUAACAAUUAUUUUUAAUGCAUUGUAUUUUGAAGUAACGGUUCAGUUAAAUUUUUCACCUGCUGUGUAACUGAAACACAAUUACAGUUUAUAAUCUGUAGAAGUCUGGAGAUAAUUUUGCAACUCAUGUUAUGGGUUAAAUGAAUAUUUUUGUAAAAGUAAAAGCAACAAAUUUAUAAAUUGAUUAUUUGAAACUUUACAACACAAUUGCAUCCCAAAUACAAAUUGUAUUGCUUAUUCAUUAUAGCUAUUCGUCCUGUAAUCUGUUUCUAGGUGAAGCAUACUCCAGUGUUUUAGGGGUUUUGAAAAUAAAUAUUUAAAUUUCACAGUC
Molecule: messenger RNA, 3617 nt
Organism: Gorilla gorilla gorilla (western lowland gorilla)
Lineage: Eukaryota; Metazoa; Chordata; Mammalia; Primates; Hominidae
Gene: STK26
Product: serine/threonine kinase 26
Exons: 12
Coding region: 593-1843 (416 amino acids)
Biological process (GO): negative regulation of cell migration; protein phosphorylation
Cellular component (GO): cytoplasm; Golgi apparatus
Molecular function (GO): protein serine/threonine kinase activity; ATP binding
Source: RefSeq, a predicted model, not a curated record